Messenger RNA from Heteronotia binoei (common prickly gecko), 2084 nucleotides. It is a transcript of the gene PIPOX, whose product is annotated as pipecolic acid and sarcosine oxidase. Bases 35 to 1228 code for a protein of 397 amino acids. The transcript has 8 exons. Gene Ontology annotation, molecular function: sarcosine oxidase activity; L-pipecolate oxidase activity; flavin adenine dinucleotide binding. NCBI's taxonomy places the organism in Eukaryota, Metazoa, Chordata, Lepidosauria, Squamata, Gekkonidae. Gene Ontology annotation, cellular component: peroxisome. The record is from RefSeq and is a predicted model, not a curated record.
UCAGCUGUGGGGGAGGAAGGAGCAAGAAUCCACCAUGGCUGUCCAAGAGAACUGCGGCUCCAGCUGCCUCUACGAGGCCCUUGUGGUGGGAGCAGGGAUCCAGGGCUCCUUCACCGCUUAUCACCUGGCCAAACGGGGGCAGAAGACCCUCCUGCUGGAGCAGUUCCCUUUGCCCCACACGCGGGGAAGUUCCCACGGGCAGAGCCGCAUCAUCCGCAGCGCCUACCCCCAGGACUACUAUGUGGCCAUGAUGAAAAGGGCUUAUCAGCUGUGGGCAGUGCUGGAGACAGAGGCUGGGACCCUCCUCCACAGACCAACCCCGAUGCUGGUUCUGGGGCAGCAGCAGAACUCCGAGUUCCAGAGCUUCUGGCAGACCAUGCAGCGCCUUGACAUCCCCCAUGAAGUCUUCACCCCGCAAGCCCUCGCCCAAAAGUACCCAGAGAUCCAUCCUCAUGGCGGGGAGAUGGCCGUGGCUGACCUGACAGCAGGUGUCCUUUACCCUGACAAGGCACUGCAAGCAGUCCAGGAGCAGUUCCAGCGCAGUGGAGGAACUGUGCGGGAUGGUGAAAAAGUGCUCAGGAUCCUUCCUGGGAAUGUGGUCACUGUAACAACCAACCGAGGGGAGUACCGGGCGAAACACCUUGUGAUCACAGCAGGACCCUGGACUGGCUGCCUCCUGGCUCCGCUGGGAGUGCAGCUGCCUCUUCAGCCCCUGCGCAUCCAUGUCUACUACUGGCAGGCAAAAGGACCGGGAACUCGCAGCCACGUGGAACAUCUGCCUUGUUUUCUGGGCAUUAGCCUCAACCAGGAAGCACACCACAUUUAUGGGCUGCCAAGCGACGAAUAUCCAGGUCUUGUCAAGAUCUGCUAUCACCAUGGAAGCCCCGUGGAACCGGAUCAGCCCGAUCAACUGGACCGGGCCUCUGCUGUGCCUGAUCGCCAGAUCCUCCAGGAUUUUGUGAGGAACUACCUGCCAGGGCUUGAUCCUGAACCGGCUGUGGAAGAACGCUGCUUAUAUACAAACACACCCGAUGAGGACUUCGUCUUAGAUCGGCACCCACGGUUUAACAACAUCAUCAUUGGGGCAGGAUUCUCAGGCCAUGGGUUCAAAUUUGCCCCUGUCAUUGGAGAGAUCCUUUGCAAGCUGAGCCUGGGGGAGGAGACCCCUUACAACCUGGCGCCUUUCCGGAUCAGCCGCUUCCUGCCCUCCCCCAAAGCCACCCUGUGAAUGCCGCCGUCUUCGAUGAAAUUAAGAUCGAGAGCACUACGCUGCUUUAAAAAAGAAAUACUCUUUGAUGGGGUUGCCAAUCGCCAGGUGGGGCAGGAGGAGAGAGCCACACAGGCGUUCUCGUUAAAUCAACCUCAGAUCCUUCGAAAUUCAAUUGUUUAUAUAACAAAUCAUUCAUAGCAAAUACAGCGUAUCACCAAGUGCAAUGCUGUGAAAACAGAGUCCAAUGCUCCAACUGGACUCUGUUUUCAUGGCAUUGCACACUACUUCCCGACUCCAUUCUCAAGGAACAAACUGUCAGACAUCAAUAUAGGACUGGUUGUUUCGGGAGUAGUUUUUCUUUGCACUUUGCGAUACGCUGUAUUUUCUACGAAUGAUUUGUUAUAUAAAUAAUUGCAUUUUGAAGGAUUUGAGGUUGAUUUAACGUGAAUGUCUAUGUGGCUCUCUCCUCCUGCUCUACCUUGUCACGUUACUCUGUUUGGUUGCUAAAUCCUCAGGUGGGGGGUGGGGAUCCCCCGGUUUGGAGGCCCUCCCCCCGCUUCAGGGUCAUCAGAAAGGGGGGGGAGGGAAAUGUCUCCUGGACACUCCAUUAUUCCUUAUGGAGAUCAAUUCUCGUAGGGUAUAACGGAGACUUGAUCCUUGAGACUAAUGGAGACUUGUCUCCUAGUCAUAUUUGGGAAGAGGAACCAUUCUCCCAGCUCAUACAUUCCCCUUCCAUAGAGAAGGGAUGGGUUACAGCCAAGGUUUUCACUCCAAUAACAGAUCCAUUGAAAUGAAAGUCCACCCCCCUCUCCCAAAGUCCCCACCACCUCUUGACUGCUGUUCAAAGUAGUGCAAUAAAACCCGGGGAAAGUCA